GACACGUUUCAAAAAUAAUCCCUGCAGAAAAAAUCUUCAUUAUAUUUUCAGGCUUCCAAUAUUUUGUGCUGCUGAGAAUCAGGAAGUUGAAGUUGCUUCCAGCUAACCGAGUCUAAAACUUGACAAAAAGUUAAUCUGGUGAUGAGAGCAGAUAAUGAUUAACACAGCCAACAAGGGGAUCCAUUGUGGCUCAUGGCUCAGUGUUGCCAUAUCAAACAGCAGUGUCCUSUAAACACUCGGCUGAAUGCAGSCACAGUUUCACCUUUACAGAUCUUAAAGACGAGURUGUGUGUGMGUGUGUUGAAUUUUUUCUCCUCACAUUUAGAAGAAGAGGUUCAGGAAGGAUGAAUAGCUCCUGCAUCAGCUGUCUGAAAAGUCUGGUGGUGUCUCUCCACUUCCUCUGCUGGCUGUGUGGAGCCUUCGUGGUGGCCUUCGGGGAAUUCCAGAUGAUGCACUCCAAGUUCGCCUCUCUGGUCACCACCUUCUUGCCCAUCUACCCGGCCAACACGCUCGUAGUGAUCGGUACCAUCGUCACCUGCGUUUGUUACCUGGGAGUGCUGGGAGGCAUGAAGGAGAACCGCUGCAUGCUCAUCACUUUUUAUGUACUGCUGUUCAUCCUGAUGCUGGUGGAACUGGCCAUGGCCUGUGUGUUCUUCGUCUACAACAGAGAGAUCGACACAUACUUUGAGAAGGACUUGACCCGCAGCUUGGAGGUUUACAUGGAGUCUGGCCCAGAGGGGAACAAAACCAUUAAGAAUGAUUUUGAUGCCGUCCAGUACCUGUUUAAGUGCUGUGGAGUUCACAGCCCAGAUGACUGGAAGGGGAAAGUUCCGCUGUCCUGCUGCACCAAGAAUCCCUGCAACAUCACUGACCACCAGCCCAACUGGCAGGAGGGCUGCCUGGUGAAACUCAGGAACUGGUUUGCUUCAAACUACCUCAGCACUGCGUCAGGAGUGGUCACCAUGUUCAUGAUUCAGUUCAUGUGCCUGAGCGUCACCGUCCCUCUGUUCUGCCACUUCAGGCGAAGAGGACUGGGUUACAAGUGAGAAAACGCUCCAUGGACCAACUUAGAAAAUUGUUCACGCCAACAAGGUCAUCUGGAUCCUAUUAAAGUGCUGCCUGUCACCCAGAAAGAUAACACAUGUGAGGGAUGGUAGUGUAGUUCUAAUGAUUGGUUUUGAGUUUCCAGCAUGGUCCAUACUCCACAUCAUCACUUUGCUGAUUUAAAAAGCGCCUCUGAAAUGUAGCAGCUCUUAAUGCUGAAGCACAAAAUCAUAUUCAUGCCCACAGGUUUYAACAGACUUUGCAAAGGCGACUGUGAAUCUAGAAUUUUCUAAUCAGUUCUCACAAAGCUUUUACUUGGUAUUGAGCUUUUUAGAGGCCACAGGCAAAUCCUGAUAAGAGUCAACAUGAUUCUUAUCAUGUUUAAUGGAAACCUGUCAGCUCCA
Poecilia reticulata (guppy) is the source of this 1448-nucleotide messenger RNA. The record is from RefSeq and is a predicted model, not a curated record. NCBI's taxonomy places the organism in Eukaryota, Metazoa, Chordata, Actinopteri, Cyprinodontiformes, Poeciliidae.